Messenger RNA from Nomascus leucogenys (northern white-cheeked gibbon), 5739 nucleotides. It is a transcript of the gene NCOA7, whose product is annotated as nuclear receptor coactivator 7. Gene Ontology annotation, biological process: regulation of transcription by RNA polymerase II; response to oxidative stress. The record is from RefSeq and is a predicted model, not a curated record. Gene Ontology annotation, cellular component: nucleus. Lineage: Eukaryota; Metazoa; Chordata; Mammalia; Primates; Hylobatidae.
AGGCUGCAGCAGCCGCCGGUAGCCGGGGUGCCCAGCCUCCUAGCUCGGAGGUCGCGGGGGGCGGGGAGGAUGCCGCAACUGCAGUCCGAGCGGCGGAGCCCGGCCGCCUAGCUCCCCGGCCCCCGCAACCGCGGUGGGGCGCAGCGCGCGCCACGGGCCGGGCGGAGCUAGAGGCGGGCGUCUGCACAGCGUCGCGCCACCCGCGGUUGCCCGCCUUUGGCCGGGCCCGGGACCCCGUAGCGGCCGAUGCCCUGACGGUGGGCGCAGCUGCGGGGCUGGCGAGGCGCCGCGCGUGGGGAGAGGCCUAAGACACCCCGACUGCGGCGGCUGCGCCCACCCGAUCGGGACGCGGGGCCCCGCGGGUGCGCGCCUCGGAGCUCCCGCCUCCUCCCCUUGCUCCUCCUCGGCGUACGGUCCUCCCCUGACCCCUCCUUCCACCCGCCGAGAGGAUGCGCUCCCCGGCGCCCAGCAGCAGAGGCCACCGCUCCCAGAAAUGCAUGCGCCCGAUCCCCUUCUCCCGGAUCCCAGGAGCCGGCGCCCCCGCCCUGUAGGGUUAUGACUCACUGAUUAAAAAGAGGGACUUUUUCAAAUACUUUGCACUUUUGAUUGUGUAUUAUGGAUACCAAGGAAGAGAAGAAGGAACGGAAACAAAGUUACUUUGCUCGAUUGAAAAAGAAAAAACAAGCCAAACAAAAUGCAGAGACAGCCUCAGCUAUAGCUACAAGGACUCAUACUGGGAAGGAAGAUGCUAAUACAGUAGUUUUAGAGCCAGACAAGUGCAACAUUGCUGUGGAAGAGGAAUAUAUGACUGAUGAGAAAAAAAAGAGAAAAAGUAAUCAGUUAAAGGAGAUCAGGCGUACAGAACUAAAGAGAUAUUAUAGUAUUGAUGACAAUCAAAACAAAACACAUGAUAAAAAAGAGAAGAAGAUGGUGGUUCAGAAGCCCCAUGGGACUAUGGAAUACAUUGCUGGAAACCAGGACACCCUAAACUCCAUAGCACUGAAAUUUAACAUCACUCCCAAUAAAUUGGUGGAACUAAAUAAACUUUUCACACAUACUAUUGUUCCAGGCCAGGUCCUUUUUGUACCAGAUGCCAACUCUCCUUCCAGUACCUUAAGGCUAUCGUCAUCCAGUCCUGGUGCUACUGUCUCUCCUUCAUCAUCAGACGCAGAAUAUGAUAAAUUGCCUGAUGCUGACUUAGCACGAAAGGCCUUAAAACCCAUUGAAAGAGUCUUAUCAUCUACUUCUGAAGAAGACGAGCCAGGUGUGGUGAAAUUUUUAAAAAUGAAUUGUCGAUACUUCACCGAUGGAAAGGGUGUGGUUGGCGGUGUCAUGAUAGUGACUCCUAACAACAUCAUGUUUGACCCUCAUAAGUCCGAUCCUCUGGUUAUUGAAAAUGGGUGUGAGGAGUAUGGUCUCAUCUGCCCCAUGGAAGAGGUUGUUUCCAUUGCGCUCUACAAUGACAUUUCUCACAUGAAGAUCAAAGAUGCCUUGCCAUCGCCUGGAGAAUGGGAAGACCUGGCUUCAGAAAAGGAUAUCAACCCAUUCAGUAAGUUCAAAUCUAUCAACAAGGAAAAACGACAGCAGAAUGGAGAGAAAAUUCUGACUUCGGAUUCCAGACCAACGGUACCUUUGGAGAAGUCCACGGAACAUACACCUACAAAGCCCUCAGGCAGCUCUGUGUCAGAGAAAUUAAAGAAACUGGACUCCUCUAGGGAGACAUCCCAUGGCUCUCCCACAGUGACUAAGCUCAGCAAGGAACCUUCCGACACUUCUGCUGCAUUUGAAUCUACAGCCAAAGAAAACUUUCUAGGGGAAGAUGACGAUUUUGUUGACUUGGAAGAACUUUCUUCUCAAACUGAUGGUGGAAUGGACAAAAAAGACACCUCGAAGGAGUGCCUUUCUCUUGACCCAGAGGAACGAAAGAAAGCUGAGUCACAAAUAAACAAUUCUGCCGUGGAAAUGCAGGUGCAGUCAGCCCUAGCCUUUUUGGGAACAGAGAAUGAUGUUGAACUGAAGGGGGCGCUAGAUUUAGAAACCUGUGAGAAGCAAGAUAUAAUGCCGGAAGUGGACAAGCGGUCUGGUUCGCCAGAAAGCCGAGUAGAAAACACACUGAACAUACAUGAAGAUUUAGAUAAAGUUAAACUCAUUGAAUAUUACCUAAAUAAGAACAAAGAAGGGCCACAGGUAUCUGAAAAUUUGCAGAAAACAGAAUUAAGUGAUGGAAAAACUAUUGAACCAGGGGGAAUAGACAUUACCCUUAGUAGUUCUCUUUCCCAGGCAGGUGAUCCCGUAACUGAGGGCAAUAAAGAGCCAGAUAAGACCUGGGUGAAAAAGGGAGAGCCCCUCCCGGUAAAACUGAACUCUUCUACAGAAGCAAAUGUGAUUAAAGAGGCUCUAGACUCCUCUUUGGAAUCUACUCUGGACAACAGCUGUCAAGGUGCACAAAUGGAUAAUAAAUCUGAAGUUCAGUUGUGGCUGUUAAAGAGAAUUCAGGUACCCAUUGAAGAUAUACUUCCUUCAAAAGAAGAAAAAAGCAAGACCCCACCCAUGUUCCUGUGCAUCAAAGUGGGAAAACCAAUGAGAAAAUCCUUUGCCACUCACACUGCAGCCAUGGUCCAGCAGUACGGCAAACGGAGAAAGCAGCCAGAGUACUGGUUCGCUGUUCCUCGGGAGAGGGUGGAUCAUUUGUACACAUUCUUUGUUCAGUGGUCUCCCGAUGUCUAUGGGAAAGAUGCCAAAGAGCAAGGCUUUGUGGUGGUGGAGAAGGAAGAACUGAACAUGAUUGACAACUUCUUCAGUGAGCCAACAACCAAGAGCUGGGAGAUCAUCACUGUUGAGGAGGCAAAGCGCAGGAAGAGCACAUGCAGCUACUAUGAAGACGAGGACGAGGAGGUGCUGCCUGUCUUACGGCCCCACAGCGCACUCCUGGAGAAUAUGCACAUCGAGCAGCUGGCCCGACGCCUUCCUGCAAGGGUGCAAGGGUAUCCAUGGAGACUGGCCUAUAGCACGUUAGAGCACGGGACCAGCUUAAAGACACUCUACCGGAAAUCGGCAUCACUAGACAGUCCUGUCCUAUUGGUCAUCAAAGAUAUGGAUAAUCAGAUUUUUGGAGCAUAUGCAACUCAUCCAUUCAGGUUCAGUGACCACUAUUAUGGCACAGGCGAAACUUUUCUCUACACAUUCAGCCCUCAUUUCAAGGUCUUUAAGUGGAGUGGAGAAAAUUCAUAUUUUAUCAAUGGAGACAUAAGUUCUUUAGAACUUGGUGGUGGAGGGGGACGAUUUGGUUUAUGGCUAGAUGCUGAUUUAUACCACGGACGAAGCAACUCUUGCAGCACUUUCAAUAAUGAUAUUCUUUCCAAAAAGGAAGACUUCAUAGUUCAGGAUCUGGAGGUGUGGGCAUUUGAGUGAAAUUCAGACUGCCUUAAAAUAUAACAUUAAAAAGACUGGGCUCAAUCAGCCCUCCUAAAGCUGGCUGGAAAAAGAAGCUCCAGCCCAGGCUGCCUCAUCCCACCCCAAUGCUUCCUUUCUGCCAUCAUCUCAGAGCAUGAUCACAUUGCAGAAAGAUUCUGGAAGGUCCAUGUGGAGGGCAGAUGCUGAAGAAAGAAACUUAAAAUCCAGAUUGUUGAAAAGACUUUGUACUUCCACUUCCUUCAAAUCCAUACAGUGAGGAAUCAGAGUGUUUAUAGAUAUAUGAGUUGAAUGCAAUUUUUAUUUUUGGUAACUGUGAAAAAAAAGAUACUGUGGAUAUAUACAUGCCUUGUGUAUUUAUCAGCAUAAUUUUCAUUACCAAAAUGUACAGCUAUUAUUUGCCAUGGAAAAGGUUAGUGUCAUUUAGAAAAAUCGAAAGUGCACAGCACUUAAAGGGAAUAUAUGAGGUUUUUUUUUAAAAAAAAAACUUUUAUUUAUUAUUUGUAGUAUAUUGUCUGAAAUGUGUAGGCAGUUUUUUUUUCUUUUAGUGUGUCAAAUCUUGAAAUAUUAAAUGUAUACAUUUUGUGCUAUGUUUUGGGAACAAAUCUGUUUGAUUUAUGUAGUUUUAUAUUGAAUUUUUUUUGCCCUGAUUGUUUAGGGUGAUAGUUCUUAAGCAGCAUAUAUCUAUAUAUCUGUAUGUGGAUAUAUAGAGAUAUAUGUGUGUGUGUAUGUAUAUGUACAUAUACAUAUAUAUGAGUGUAUAAUUCUAAAUUUCUAAAAACUCAUUAUGAAUGUUCAUCAAUUUGACUAUUAUAGGCCAGCUUUCCAUUUAGUCAAUAAAAGGGUACAUUUUUAGUUACUUACCUUGAACAUAUACAUGUGAAAAAGAAUACAUCAUUUCUCACAGUCUUAAGUUGAUAUUUAUAGAAAUGAAUACCUUUGUGAACCUAGACUUAGAACAAAUCCUGCUUUUGAAAAAAAAUGUUUUGCUUCUUAUAAAAUCAUUUGUGUUAAUAACAAAAUCUUUAUUUUCGGAGUGUUCUUUGUAUAACUUUUCCAAGCUUUUACAUUAACGAGCAGGCCUCUGUCUUAAAAGGGACUCAGUAUAUUAAUUUCUGCACUUUUUAAAUCAAAUGAAAAAUGUCAAAUUGGACCAAUUGUCUUGGUUUCUAGACUUAUUUGAGAAAAAAACAAUACAAAGAAAUACAUUCAUAUCAAAAUUGGAAUAGAAAGGAAAACCUAUUUUUAAGAUAUCAACCUAUUUUCACAUCAUAAAACAUCUAUUACAUAAAAUAAAGGGCCAGGCAUAGUGGCUGUUGCCUGUAAUCCCAGCACUUUGGGAGGCUGAGGCAGGUGGAUCACUCAAGGUCACAAGUUUGAGACCAGUCUGGCCAACAUGGUGAAACCCCGUCUCUACUAAAAGUACAAGAAUUAGCCGACUAUGUGGUGGGCACCUGUAAUCUCACCUACUUGGGAGGCUGAGGCAGGAGAAUUGCUUGAAUCUGGGAGGCGGAGGUUGUAGUGAGUCAAGAUCGUGCCACUGCACUCUAUCCUGGGUAACAGCGAGACUCUGUCUCAAUAAUAAUGAUAAUAAUAAUAAAGACUUACUUAACCAAUAUUAUUGAUUACCAGACUUCUAUGAAAGCCAAAGACUGCUUGCUAGUAGGAAAAAAUUUCAAAUAAUAGCCAAAGCUGAAAAAUGGUCUGUCAUAAAUUAUUUCCCCAGUAAUUUUUGAAAGGAAAAAUGUAUAACAAGUACUAUUUACAUAUCUGCAUUUAAAAAAGCAAUUCUUAGAAUAUUUCCCUUACAUUAUUCUGCUAUUUUAGACAAUUUGUAAAAGAGAACAAAUUGUCCAGUGGCCUCCUGUCAGAUCAACAAUUAUUAUACUCCUUAAUUCCAUGCAAAUUUAAAUGAAUGCUAUAAAAUUUUAAAUCUGUAGCCUGGGUGUACGUUUCACUCAAGUUCUCCUACUGAGAACUCUUGACUAACAGCAUACUGGCAGUUUCACCUUAACCUGCUUGUUAAAUAAUGUGUUGGUGUGAGAUAUCAGGAAUGUCUCAUGAUAUCACAUUUACCAUUUACACCAUCUGCAACCAUAUGCUUUUAAUAAAAUGGAAAAAAACAAAAUGGUCAUUUUGCAUAUACUUCACUCUGACCUAGUUUAGUCCAUGAUACUAUAAUUGUGAGAGCAUAUCCAGAUGCUGUGUUCUCUAUGUAAAACAGUAUUGUCCAUUCAGAAAUGUGUGACCCUUCAUUUAUGGAUAUUGACUAUAUGUAAUGCAGUGCUAUCCCAAUAUUUUCAAUAAAGGACUUUAUGCAUUCAGUGA